AAAAAACUUCAUCAUGUGAAAGAUUUAAGUGAAUAUAGUACUGGAGUACAUACUGUGACUGGUGGUGGUGACUUAAUUUAUAUAGACAGUAAGUUAAACAUCAUUAAAUUAUCUAAAGAUCACAGAAUAAAGACCACAGUAAUACCCUACACAGCACCAUGGGAACCACUGAGUGUCUACAGCUCCCCCUCCACUGGAGACCUGCUGGUCGGGAUGUCUUCAGGCCAGGUAAACCGUUACACCAACACAGGAGAACACCUACAGACCAUACAGCACGACAACACAGGUCAGAGACUGUAUGAAUAUCCUCACUACAUCACAGAGAACCGCAAUGGAGAUGUUAUUGUGUCUGACUUUGACCGUUAUGCUGUAGUGGUGACAGACAGAGGAGGUAGACAUCGCUUCUCCUACACAGGUCCUACAUCAGGAUCAGGACUAGCACCAUGGGGAAUCUGUACUGACGCGCUGUCACACAUCCUGGUGUGUGAUUAUAACACCCACAUAGUACAUAUACUGGAUUGUGACGGGGGACUCCUGUCACAGAUAGACAGAGAACAACACGGGAUAGGCUCACCACUGGGCCUGAGUUAUGAUGACAGAACUCACUGUGUCUGGAUCGGUGCACUGAACAACAACACAGUGAACAUUUACAGACUGGAACACUCCCUGACUGAGUUUCUUAAAGAGGAGAAAACAACUGUUUUUCAUGCCCGAGGAAUACUUGUUGGAUGUGGUGAGGCUGGAAAAACAACUCUACUGAAGAGAUUAAGAGAGCAAUGCCAAAAUCGCAGUGAAGUGAAAAAGUUGACUAAGGGACUAACAACACUGCUGAAGCGAUUAAGAGGGAAACGACAAAAUGUUGGUGAAAUUACAGAGUCCACCAGGGGCCUCGAAGUCCAUCAACAUCUUUUCUUUGUUAGAAAUGGAAUUUUAGAAGUGGCAGAUGAUGACUCACCAUUGAAGACAUUUAUCAGGAUAAACACUGCAGAUUUAAAACCAGACCCGGCUAGUGCAGUUGAUAUCUCCAGUACAAAUGAACAAGUAGACAAUUUGGAUCUAGGGAGUACUGAUAAAGGCACUGAAGUAAUUUAUAGCCGAGAAGGAAAGAAAGAAAAGGAUGUUGAGUUGUCCAAAGAAGUAAAGAAAAAAGAGAAUAUUGAAAUGUCUAGGUCACCAAGUGAAGGCAAAGAAGAAGAAAAUACAGUAAAAAUAAUGGCCAGUGUUUUCUCCUCAGAGGCACAAGCAAUGGUUAUUGAUGAAAUUUUUGAAAAAAUUUUGUCUGAGAAAGAAAAGUUACCAACAGUAAGCAUGCUGGAUUUCGCUGGUCAAUUGGCGUACUAUGCCUGUCACCAAAUUUAUGUAACACCAAAGGCCUUCUUUAUCCUUGUGUUGGAUAUGACUAAGAAGUUUGAAGAUGUUGUCAGUAAAGAGAAAGAUAAUCAAGAGGGAUCAAUCUUCUCCGUGUGGACUUACAAAGGUAAGACAGGAAAAGUGAUAUCAAGAUAUUACAAACGUCAUGAUAUCAACACUUACUAA
Saccostrea cuccullata (small rock oyster) is the source of this 1536-nucleotide messenger RNA. RefSeq lists its product as uncharacterized. The transcript is spliced from 3 exons. Gene Ontology annotation, molecular function: ubiquitin protein ligase activity. NCBI's taxonomy places the organism in Eukaryota, Metazoa, Mollusca, Bivalvia, Ostreida, Ostreidae. Bases 214 to 1536 code for a protein of 440 amino acids. The record is from RefSeq and is a predicted model, not a curated record. Gene Ontology annotation, biological process: protein polyubiquitination; proteasome-mediated ubiquitin-dependent protein catabolic process.